This is a messenger RNA of Poecile atricapillus (Black-capped chickadee), 1992 nucleotides long. RefSeq names its product serine/arginine repetitive matrix protein 1-like. The transcript is spliced from 7 exons. The record is from RefSeq and is a predicted model, not a curated record. Lineage: Eukaryota; Metazoa; Chordata; Aves; Passeriformes; Paridae. The coding region runs from base 95 to 1381 and encodes 428 amino acids.
GAACCGCGGGGCGAGGACGGACACGGGUGGGGCGAGACACGGCCGGAACAGAGCGGGCGCAGAGGAGGCGGGCUGGGCUCUCUGACGAGGUGCGAUGUGGCCGCCGGAGCCACGGGCUGGCUCCGGUUCACCGGACCCUCCUGACCUGCUGCAGCACGUCCAGGCGCAGUGCUCGCCGGCCACCCCGCUUUACCUCAGCUUCUUCGAGGAGGAGUGUCGCGCCAUCGCCGCCAGCCUGCGCCUCGGGGCGGCCGCGGAGUCUUCGCUGGGCCUGGGGGAGCUCAGCCUGCUGCAGCCCGAGCCCGCCGGACCCGCUACUUCCACGCCGCUGCCCGUCCCGAGCCACGAGCGGAGCCGGGCCUUGAGCGAAGAUGAUUGCGAGGCCGCUGCUGCCCCGGCCCCAAGGAAGCCCGGGUGCCUCCCGCAGCCCGCGGCUGGCGGUGGCCUCGGCGCCCGUUCACCUCGCCCGCCCCCCCAGUCCCGGCGGGCGCGGCGCGGUCCCGAACAGCCCUCCGGCGGCGGCCCCGGCACCCCUGCCCGCUCCCUGGGCCGAGGCCGCACCAGGCUCCCUCUCCCCCGCACACGGGCCUCGCUGGGGCUGCAGCUCCCCGCGGCCGGCACAGGGCGCGGUGCCUGGGAAACGCGGCUCCUCCGGCCCCCAGCGACCAGGCCGAAGCUGACGUCGCCUGCCAGGUCCAGGCUUCAGUAUGCCAGCGGGGCUUCGCAGCAGGCACAGCCUUCCAGCCUUCCCAAACCUGCCCCCCGGGACAGAGCGAUGAAAAGUAAUUCCGCACCUGCCAGUUGCCUCACGCGAAGCACGGAAGCGCCUGCUGUCAAGGUUGGGAGUCGUAAACAGCCCUCCUCAAGGCUGUCUACAGCAAUUCCUGUGGCUUCCCGCUCCUCACUACGGCUUCCGGGAAAAGUGGUUUCGUCCAAGCAUUUUUGCCUUAAUAAAGGAUCAACUACACAGGAGCUGGUGUGCAAUAGGACCCAAGAGCUGAAGGAAAAUGGUGAGAGCAAAGAAAAUCAGGUUGCAGCAAGGAUUGUCUUGGGUGCAGGUAAACCUAACCAGACAUGGUUGUGCGUGGAGUCCUCUUUGUCCAGAGAGUUGGCCCCUGGCCUGACUUCAUGGCGUGAAGAUGCAGGCCCUGCUGAGCGGUCUGCAGGUGAUCAGCUGUCCCAGGAACUGGAGCAUGUGAAGAAAGAGCUGGAGCGAGUGAGGGGUGAACUUGCUGACAAGACUGCCCAGUGUGAAGCCUAUCAGCAGACAAUCUUCUCCUUGCAGGCUCAGCUCAGAGCAGCAGGUGUGUGCCUUUACUGUGGUGAGCCCUCACUUCUGUGCAGGCUGCAGGGAUGCUCCAGUGAUCCCUUGCUGGUGUAACUGAGGGCUGCAAGGUGGGAGGGGUACAGCUCAUGGCCUUUCCCAGGGGUCAGGAGCUGAGUGCCAAAAGUGUUACUGCUUUGAUGUUGCUGUUGCUUCCCAGGAAUCUGUGUAAAAGAUGCAGCAGUGUUUGACAGAGGUGACCUGGGGAGAGACUGACAGCUGGGACAUGGGGACAGACAACAGCUGUGUGAGCCUCUGGGCCAGUGAUAUAUGUGGAGCUGUUGAAUGAAUUAAUUUCCUAACUCCUUAUAUGUAAAAUAAAGAUGUCUUUUGCAGUAGUGAUUGCUGUCUGCUUGGAUAGAGGCAGUGCCCAGUGCUGCCCACUGAUCCCCAAAGUACUGGGCGAGCAGGGCAUGUCGGUGUUUGGCUACAGCUGGUUUUGCCCAGCCAGAGAUUUGAGGUCUGUUACAAGGAGGAGCUAGGUGCUGGCGGAUGGAGGUACAGUAUAGCUCUGGGGGAGCAUUUCUGGACAAAACUGAUGCUCCCAGGUGGGAUGAUUGGGUGUGGUGGUUGUGGGCAGCUAUAUGGGCAGGUUUCUUCCUUAGACCACCUUCACAUUGGAUGUGGGAAAAGCCAAUGCUGGCUGAUGGCACACUGGGCUUCUGCAG